Molecule: messenger RNA, 777 nt
Organism: Humulus lupulus (European hop)
Lineage: Eukaryota; Viridiplantae; Streptophyta; Magnoliopsida; Rosales; Cannabaceae
Product: putative RING-H2 finger protein ATL19
Exons: 1
Coding region: 1-777 (258 amino acids)
Source: RefSeq, a predicted model, not a curated record
AUGAAAGAACUCUUAGAUGGAUUUAACGACUUUUGGCAACAACUUACAUGGACAAAUACCAAGCAAAGCAGCAGCCAAAACCAAAUUCUGAACGUCAGCAGCUUUGCAGCUCAACCAAAACAUUCGAACAUUAUUAUGGCUCCUCCAUCGCCACAAACUACUCCUCCUCUAAUCUUUAUUUCUCCAUCAAUUACCACCACUCUUUUCUAUAUUCUCACCGGAUUCGUCAUUCUACUCGUGAUCUUCGCCUGCAUUGUCGCUUUUUCCAUCAUGGUUUCCUUGAUCAUCGUCUCCAUUGUGCACAGUUGCUUCGAAUUUUUCAACGAGGUGCGUCAGAACGACCUGGAAGCAGGGAAUACGUCCCGUGAAUCCACUCAGGAUUUUCAUCGAACGAGUGGUGCGCAACGUGGAAACUACGAACAUUUAAUGCUGGAAAACAAUGUACAAGUCUUGGAAAUGCUAGAAAGAAUCCUUAGACAUUUAGGGGAAGGGCGAGACGGGACAUGGCGGCACCGGCGAGCCUUGGAGAAACUGCCGCCGUGUGUCAUUUACGGGAGCCAUAGUACAGAAUUGAAACCAAGUAGUUGCUCUUCAUCUUCAUCUUCUGGAGAUAACGAUAACAAUGAAUGUGCAAUUUGUUUAGAGGAUUUUGAGAAAGGGGACUCGUGUCAGGUAUUCCCAGUUUGCAACCACAUUUUCCAUUCCAUCUGCAUUGGAAAUUGGCUCAGGAAAAAUCCCACUUGUCCGCUUUGUCGACAUUGUCUACUUAGAAUAUGA